UCCAGAAUGUCGGUGACCGGUCUGCUCCUCACCGGUGGUUACGGCCCCGGCCGCUCCGACCUCGAGCCGUUCCUGGGCGAGGUGGGGCCGAUCGUCGCCGCCGACUCCGGCUUCGACCUGGCGCUGGCUCUGGGGCUGCGUCCGGAGUUGAUCGUCGGCGACAUGGAUUCGGUGCGCGCCCGGCUGCCGCAAGAGCGGGUACGCCGCUUCCCACGUGACAAGGAGUUCACCGACACCGAGCUCGGCCUGCAGGCGCUCAAGGAUCUCGGCUGCGAUCGGGUGGUGAUCGCCGGCGGCGGCGGCGGCCGUCUGGACCAUCUGCUGUUCAUCGUCGCGCUGUUCGAGCGGGAGACCGUGCCGUUGUGCUGGAUCACCGCGCACGAGCACGUGGAGGCGAUCCGCGGCACGGCCGCCUAUCGCGGCUGGGUGGGGCAGACGGUGUCCUUUCUCCCGCUGUCGCAGGGGGCGGCGAUCGAGCGCUCGGAAGGGCUGCGCUGGCCGCUGGACGGGCUGCGCUGA
Molecule: messenger RNA, 519 nt
Organism: Geodia barretti
Lineage: Eukaryota; Metazoa; Porifera; Demospongiae; Tetractinellida; Geodiidae
Source: the annotation of a GenBank genome assembly